UGUACGCCCCCGGUAGAGAGAGUGUUUGGGCAGGAGUGGAGCUUUGGUGUGUGGAGAGAUGGAGAGUCCACCGCUGUGGAAGAGGAGAGCACUCCUCUGCAGUCCGUCAUGAGGGAGGAGUCUGCAGACACAGAGGAGAACACACCUGAAUCACUACUUAUCAAGGAGGAGAGACUGGAAGACAACUUGUGGAGCAGGGACCCACAGCCCACACCUGCUGAGGAGCAAGUAGCACAGCCCACACCUGCAGAACACCCAAAAAAGCAUGUAACCCAGCCCACACCUGCAGAAGAACAGGUGACACAGCCCACACCUGCAGAAGAUCCAGAGGAGGAAGACCUCAGUGGACUGGAGUUUGUGGUGAAGGCGGAGCAAGAGGAAGAGCAUGUAGCCCAGAGACUCAGUCAGACAGGAUGUGAACACAGUGUAGGAAGACUGAACAAUCUGGACUCUGAGUAUGUAACGUACGAGAGAGACGGUCAGCUGUGGACUUCCUUCACACCAGGCGACAGUGACAUAGAGACUGAUGAUCCAGUUUGUGAUAAUGCUACAGAGCAAUACUCACAGAGUCUGCCGGUUCACACAGAGCUUCAGCACAUUCCCCCCACAUUAGACAGUUUGUCCUCUUUAGGAUCCAUUGACACAAAAGCGCAUAUUGCCAUGUUUGAUACAGUACAGAGGGAAGAGGAAGUGAAGGUUCUGUCUGUUUGCAGUGGACAGCUCAGGUCAGGAGUGGCUCCUGCACAUCAGUGUCAGUACGGAGAGAGACUGAGCUCAAUGGCUCACAACAAUCUGACAUCACAGUCCCAGCAACAGCAUCAUCAGUCAAACCCUGAUCCUCCCGACGAGGGGCAUAGCCUGAGCGGUAACAACUGCAGCAUGGAAAGGAAGGCAAAAAGCCACAGAAGAGCCAGCACAGGAGAGAAACGCUUCAGCUGCUCGCAGUGUGGGAAGAAUUUCACCACUCGUUUUUACCUGAAAAUACAUCGACGAAUCCACACUGGAGAGAGACCAUUCAAUUGCACCCAGUGUGGAAAGAGGUUUUACUGUACCUCUCAUCUGACGUCACAUCAGAGGUCUCACACGGGAGAGAAACCGUACAGCUGUGACGAGUGUGGGAAUUCCUAUUCUCAUCUAAACUCUCUGAAGUUACACUACAGAAUUCACUCAGACGAAAGAGUAAACUACAGCUAACACUGGACAGCUGUC
Messenger RNA from Megalops cyprinoides (Indo-Pacific tarpon), 1209 nucleotides. RefSeq names its product zinc finger protein 287. Bases 109 to 1194 code for a protein of 361 amino acids. Gene Ontology annotation, biological process: regulation of transcription by RNA polymerase II. The transcript is spliced from 2 exons. The record is from RefSeq and is a predicted model, not a curated record. NCBI's taxonomy places the organism in Eukaryota, Metazoa, Chordata, Actinopteri, Elopiformes, Megalopidae. Gene Ontology annotation, molecular function: RNA polymerase II cis-regulatory region sequence-specific DNA binding; DNA-binding transcription factor activity.